CGUCGUGAGUGAUGCAGAAGAUGGAGGAGGACCGUGACCAGAAGUGGAGACAUUUUUUUGAGGAAGACGGUCACGUGACGGUCGGUUUUGAAAAAUGACACUUCUUCCCAGCUCCCCGGGACUUAAGGUCAUACCAGGACCGACCCGCGCGAUUGAGCCUGCGUGUUCUCUCGAUCGCCGCCAGUCGACGCCGCGCGCCAUGUGGUGGUUCGAGCAAGGUUGGUGCUUCCUGCCCGUCUUUUUGGUGGUGUGGUCCUCGAGCACUUUCAUCGUGUCCUACGUGGUCGCGCUGUUUCGACGCGACGUGGACGUGUUGUUCCCCUACAUCAGUGACACAGGAGCAAACCCCCCAGAGAGCUGCAUAUUUGGCAUGAUGACAUUUGAUUCUGCAUGCGCAGGCAUGGCCACAAUCUACAGCAGGUUCAAGUUUGUGGAGAAGCUGUGCGAGGAGACAAGGGCAGUGAAUCCACGGCUGAACAAGACAGCGCUGGCGCUGGGAAUGCUCUCUUGCUUGGGAAAUUGCGUGGUGGCCACAUUUCAGGAGACGGCGGUGACGACGGUUCACGACAUUGGCGCGUUGCUUUUCUUCCUCACGGGCGUCCUCUACAUCCUUCUGCAGACCGCCAUUUCCUACCACGCCUUCCCGUACGGCUCGUCCUUGGCGGUGUGUCGGGCGCGGCUAGCUGUGGCUGUCCUUGCCUCGCUGGCUAUCUUCCCGACUGUCAUUUGUGCAUUUUUUGUCAAGCAAAAGGACCUGCACAGAGACGCUGGGAGCAAGGACUAUCCGUUCCAUGUGGCCAGCGCCGUGUGCGAGUGGAUCGUGGCCUUCAGUUUCGUCUGCUUCUUCCUCACCUACAUUGACGACUUUAAACUGUUUACCUUGCGGGUGAAGACCGAGAUGCUAUAGAGGAGAGCAAAGCACACUUUCCCGGAGCAUUUCACACGCUGCUGCGCGGCCUCGCAUCCGUGGAGAGACUUUUGCACUUUGUUCCACUCUUGCGACAUCAUGGAAAAAAAAAAACUUUUUUUUUUUUUUUUUAUGAGAGGCGGACGCAUGAUCGACGAGGAUUGUUGUCACAUGGUGCUGAGCCACUUUUAUUUUUAUAACUGUAUCUGACAGAGAGUAGUCUAACACUUCAUGUACUUGUUUUGACAUUUACACUACUCCAAAAUAGUUUUGAGGUGACAUUUCAGCACUAUAACCUUUUACAGGUGAUCGUUUUAUAACUUUUGGUGAAUAGUGUAGAAGUUAUGUCCUACUAUAAUUUCAUAAGGAAUUCAUCAGUAUUGCUGGAGUACAUAUCACAGUCACGCUGGUCGAAAAGGUAUGAAAUGAUGAAAAGUAUUCAUUGGAUUGUUAAUUCAACACCCCUAACCAAGAAUAAAGACCCUUUUUUUACAUUAAAAAAAUUAUGGUUUGGUUU
This is a messenger RNA of Hippocampus comes (tiger tail seahorse), 1424 nucleotides long. It is a transcript of the gene dram1, whose product is annotated as DNA-damage regulated autophagy modulator 1. Gene Ontology annotation, cellular component: lysosome. The record is from RefSeq and is a predicted model, not a curated record. The transcript has 7 exons. Gene Ontology annotation, biological process: regulation of autophagy. Lineage: Eukaryota; Metazoa; Chordata; Actinopteri; Syngnathiformes; Syngnathidae. The coding region runs from base 95 to 907 and encodes 270 amino acids.